Molecule: messenger RNA, 1212 nt
Organism: Lodderomyces parapsilosis
Lineage: Eukaryota; Fungi; Ascomycota; Pichiomycetes; Serinales; Debaryomycetaceae
Gene: SSN8
Product: cyclin-dependent protein serine/threonine kinase regulator
Exons: 1
Coding region: 1-1212 (403 amino acids)
Biological process (GO): positive regulation of transcription by RNA polymerase II
Cellular component (GO): mediator complex; nucleus
Molecular function (GO): cyclin-dependent protein serine/threonine kinase regulator activity
Source: RefSeq, a predicted model, not a curated record
AUGUCAGCAGAUUACUGGAACUCAUCACAACGAAAUCAAUGGCAACUCACAAGAUAUUCUUUACUCGAAGCCAGAAGGAAAAUCAUUUAUCUUGAACGUAAAAUGAUUCAAAAUGGACUAAUAAAAGAUACCCCUCACAUCAACUAUGAUUACAAUAUGCGAAUAUAUCUCCACAACUUGGUGCUUAAGCUAGGUCGUCGAAUGAAUGUAAGACAAGUUGCCAUUGCCACUGCAGAAGUUUAUUGCACCCGAUUCUUAACUCGUGCCAGUUUAAAAGAAAUUAAUGUCUAUUUACUAGUGACAACUUGCUUAUAUGUUGCUUGCAAGAUUGAAGAGUGUCCGCAACAUAUUCGAUUGAUUGUACUGGAGGCAAGAAACUUGUGGCCAGAGUAUAUACCCCAAGAUGUGACGAAAUUGGCUGAAUUCGAAUUUUACUUGAUUGAAGAAAUGGAUCUGUACUUGCUAUUGCAUCAUCCUUAUAAGUCGCUUUUACAAUUGAAACAUUACUUUGAACAGAAAUACGAUGUGUAUGGAUUCAAGUUGUCUGAUGAAGAGAUGCAAAAUUGUUGGAGUUUGAUUAAUGAUAGUUAUAUUACUGAUUUACAUUUGUUAUUGCCACCACAUAUAAUUGCCGUGGCUGCUAUAUACAUCACCAUAGUAUUGAAAAAGAACUUGUCACAGCUAAAGAACAAAGAAGAGAAUGGAGUCUCGAACAAUAGUAUAGCCAACAAUGUGGAUUCAAACAAUCCACAGUCGAGUUAUACACAAAACACAGCUGGUGCCAGUGUUAAAUCUGGAUCAACAGUGUCCGAUAACAAAGAGCUAAAUAUUGAUGAUUUGAUCAACUUGUCGAAACCAAAUAGCCAAGAAGAGGAUGCAAGUAAAGCGAAGUCAAAUGAAGUCUCACCACUGAAGAACAACAGUACACAGGUGAGUAAUCCGCAACAUCAUCAAGGCGAUGCUAAUCAGCAGCAACUGUCAACUAAAACCACCCACACAACAGCCCAAGAUUUGGUGAAUUUCGAUCUAGAUAUCCUAGAUGAUGACACAAUAAGGAUCAACAAGUUUAUGAAUUUUGUUGAACAUUCACAUAUCAAUCUCGAUGAAGUCGUUGAAGCCGUUCAAGAUAUGAUCAACGUGUACGUGUUGUGGAACAGAUAUAAUGAACAAUCCGUUAGGAAAGCGUUACAGGUUAUGCUUUGGAAGAGAUGA